Molecule: messenger RNA, 4184 nt
Organism: Trichobilharzia regenti
Lineage: Eukaryota; Metazoa; Platyhelminthes; Trematoda; Strigeidida; Schistosomatidae
Source: the annotation of a GenBank genome assembly
GCGUUAUUUCGAGUUAUUGUGUGGGCGGGCGAGUUGAAGUUCUGUCAAUUAGUGGUGCAGUUGAGGUUGAGUGUUCUUUGGGUCACUGGUCUGUUUAACUAGUUCAAUUGCUCCUGCCUAAAAUAAUGAGAUAAGUCACACUAAGUCUGAGGUACAUCACGAGGCCUAUCAACCUGUUAUGCAGCGCUCUGAUUGUUGCUUUGCGACACCACAAUUCUCAUCUGAAAACCAGCUUGUUUCUGAUAAUGUCACCUUUCACCGGAGAGUAAGCAAAAAAGGCAGCUCUGAAAAUUCUAAGUCUGUUAAUUUCUCUGAUGUGACCAUAUAUUCAUUCGAGCGUCAACAAGGCUCUUCAACCAUCCCUGAUACAGGUUGGUGCACAAUUGGCAUGGCACAAAAACACUUCAGUGUAUCUCGGUUAGAUCUUCAUCAACAUAGACUACUUCAAAGGCUUCGUCGAAAACAACGAAGGUUGAAUUCACUCAAGGACGGAACAGGAGUCAACCCCUCAAAUCGUGGGCGUGGGAGAGGCAGAAUACGGGGUCGAGCAAAGCGUGUAAAUAACAUCUCUUGUAGUCCUGGAGAUUCAUGUCGUGUGCCCAAUUUUUCACCUCCUCCUCCACUCUCCCCCAAGUGAGCACUGACGAUCCACUUUUCACGGAGACGUUAACAAACGCUGUUUAUGCUACUCCACCGCCUCCAUAUUUAUCCCCUCCUUCACCAAGAAGACUAGUUUACUGUUUGGAUGAUCCUUCACUAUAUACCAGUGUUUUUAAUUCACUCGAUCUGAUGGAUACUGAUUCUGAAGCUUCCCUCGACCACGCUCCUCCACUUAAUUCACCAGGACGCAAAAGAAGCAGUAGGGUGAAAAUGAUGCCGCUAAAUUCUGCUGAAAGGAUAAGGCUUUUAAGGUCAUCAGGUAUCACAAAAAUCGAUGGAUCGGAACGCCUCGUUUGUUCUUUUAUACGGACAAUGCGCUCUUGUGUUGGCUGUAAUUGUGAUCCAACAGAUUCAUGUAAACCCGGUCAGUGUUCAUGUGCAGACGAAGGAAUCCCUUGCCAGGUUGAUCGAGAAUCUUUUCCUUGCGCUUGUGCAGCAACUGGAUGCUGUAACCCAAGCGGUCGUAAUGAGUUUUCUCGUGAACAAGUUCGUGCACACGCUGAACAUGUAUUAGCACGUGUGUCUAGUCAAUCACCUAUCAAUGCUGUUAAUAAAUCUCCUCGAAAUAUGUCAGGUGUAAUGUCAGCUAAUGCAGAUCUCAGUACGUCGAAUGGAGCUUGUUCACUGUGUUCAUUAGAUAGUUCAAAAACUAUAGCAUCAAGUACUCCAUUGUCUUGUUGUUUUACCGGUAAUAUGCAUCAGAAAUCGGUGCACAAUUCCAAUUCGCCAACAAAUAACAGUCAAUUUGCAUUAAAUCGUAGUCCUAGUAGAAAUAGUAGUAGUAAAAAUCUAUCUCCUAUACCUGUGGUCAACAAUGAUGAUAAUGAAACAGGCUGGUUGCAUCAAUGUUCACCUAUCAGAACACCUGUGAAAAAAAAUCGUAGUAUAGCUUCGAGUUCUAUUGAAAUCACCGCUCCGAUCACUGCUACUGGAGAUUGUUUACAACAGAAAUCUUUUUCUAGUCCGCCCGUCAACCUGACUCCUGAUCACCAAAAAAAGAAUUCUAGAAUUGUGAUAGAUUUGACUCUGUCUCCAACAGACAGUGAUGAUGGUGAUAAGUUGCGCAAAAGUCCAAAAUCUAAACGUGACCGAAGUCGACCUACAGCUCACAGACAAACUCCCCUUAUUAAAUCGACAAAAUCUUCACCAUGCGAAGAGAAAUCUGCAAAAAGUCAUAAAACAAAACAAUCUUUAUCAGUGCUUCACACUUCUAUCGAUUCAUUUUCUGAUAUGCCAAUAAUAGUAACAACAACAACACAGGAUAAUGCUGGCGAUAAUGAAUCUUCUUUGGUUGAUUGUUCAAAUUCUCCUUUAGGAAAAUUUACUCACCGGAGAAGAUCACGUUCAGAAGAGCCAUCUAGUGAAUUGCGUAACUGUGAUAUUAUUACUCCUGUGCAAAUGAUUAACAAUUAUUCCGAAAAUGUUGAUAAUAAUGGCAUUAUUGAUUGUGUUGCGUCACCAGAUUCAUCUAUGAUGAUGAACAGAUGUAUGACAAAUGAUUAUGGUGAUGGAAGUGGCAGUAUUACUGAAUCUCCUGGCGCCUCCACAUCAGAUUUACGCUGGUCUUCAGCAAAGAUGAAUAAAUAUGGUAGGAUUACAAAAUCAGCACCAAACAGUCCUUAUAAACCAAAUACCAUGAAUGAUAAUUCUCGUUUCGGUAGAAUAUCUUUACGUCGUCGAGCUAUUCUACGCCUUCCAGUAACACCGUCUAGACGUACACCAGGCCAGUCGAAUCGUCAGCGUAAUUUCAAUUCACCAACAACGUCAUGUGGUAAUCGACUUCAGACGACUCCAAAUCCUUCAAAUUCUCUAACUGUUGCAAAAUCUUCCCCAUCAUCAUCAUCAUCAUCACUAUGGAAAAAUAAUUCAAUGUCGUCAGUUAAACAAUCUUUUAUUGAUCACAAUAAUGAUAGUGAUAAUAACCGUGGUAAUUUGGUGAUUGACAACAAUUCAAAUUCAAUGUCAUGUAUGUAGAACAAUAAAAUGUACACAACUUGUCGUCGUUGUUUUCCUGCAAUCAAUCAAUCACUGGUGAAUAUUUUUGAACUAGAGGAGAAGAGGCGAGAAGAAAUGACGAAAACUACAGCGUUUGGCUAUUUUUCUUAUUUUAAAAGAAUCCUUUUCUCUUUCAUCAUUUUCCUGCUAUUAUUAUUACUAUUAAUACCACUACUACUACUACAAGUACUGCGACCUUGACAAUGACUACAAAUAGCCAGCCCCAACAACAUCAGUAAAAACAAUGAUAGUGAUUGAUUUUUAUUACCUUCUUAUUUAUUUAUUUUCCAUUUUUUAUGCUACAGUCAUGAUUUAUUUAUUUAUUUACUUACUCAUUUAUUUAUUUAUGUUUGAACUUAACAUUAUUAUAAGAAGUAGUUUUUCAUCCUUUUUUUAUAAUUCAAAAUUUUGACGUAUUCUCCACUCCUUUUUGAUGAUGACGAAAAUUAUACCGAAUGUGUAAUGACUGUGUGUGGGUGUGUGUGCUGUACACUACUCCCACUUAUCACCCACCCACCUACAUCCAUCCACUCACCUACAACCACCCACAGACACACACACACACACUCCCACGCAGACGCAUAUCUAUCCUCUCUCUGAUAUAUGAUUUGUAUUCACUGUUAUUAUUAUUUGCGGGGAUUUUUUGUAUCACAGAUCUGGAACUCUUAUUUUUAUUCUGUCUGAAAGGAAACAACAACGUCUUUCUAUUGUGUUACAUGUGUGUAACCCUGAUCACAAUUUCUGUAUAUAUGUUAUGUGUAUAUUAACCAUUGAAAGACAAAACACAAAGUGAUAAUUAGUGGUUUAUAUCAGUUAUCAUUAUGAUCAAUAAUGUGCUGGUGUCGGUGUUGGUGUUAUUGUUGUUGUUGCUAUUGCUAGUAGUGUGAUAGUGACAAUCAUUAGGACAUUUCACGUUUCCACUACUAUUAUCUAUCUGGUUUUUUAUACUCCUUACCAAGAAUGUGUGCGUGUGUUUAUGAAUGUGUAUGUAUACAUAUACAUAAUUAGUCAUAAUAAAAAUAACUGCCAGUUUGUAUUAUUCUUAUAUAUAUACGUAUCAUUUCUUUUGAUUAUGAUUAUUGUUAUUCAUGGUGUGUGUAUGUGGGUGGGUGUGAUUGCGCAUUUUAUGACAAUAGACUAUCUAUAACUGACUGACUUACUGAUUGAUUUAGUGAGUGUUUUCAGGUCAGAAGAGAACAUUGAGGUAGUAAGAUGUAGCAGUUCAAGUUGUUGAACCCUUCAUUAGUACCCCAUCCCAGCCUUUGUCCCCUUCCUAUACACACACCUUUAAAGGAACUUUCAUAAACGGAACUGUACGACAGAAAGAAUAAUGGGGAUUUAAUGCGUCUGGAAGUUCAUAAAGAGUGGCAACAUUCUCUAGCCCAUUGGUUCCUAGCGGUUAUUGGAUGCCAACCAGGUAGUCUCCAAGUGUUGGUCUGUAGGGAUUUGAUUGAUUUGGUUACAGGAUUUCAUCAUCAGCUGACACAUUGUUUAGAGAAUCAUUGGAAAAUCAGCUGGGACUACUGGAC